Molecule: messenger RNA, 631 nt
Organism: Lathyrus oleraceus (garden pea)
Lineage: Eukaryota; Viridiplantae; Streptophyta; Magnoliopsida; Fabales; Fabaceae
Product: NAD(P)H-quinone oxidoreductase subunit I, chloroplastic
Exons: 1
Coding region: 50-631 (193 amino acids)
Cellular component (GO): membrane
Molecular function (GO): 4 iron, 4 sulfur cluster binding; NADH dehydrogenase (ubiquinone) activity
Source: RefSeq, a predicted model, not a curated record
AAUCUAUUAUUAACAACUUCGUCUCAAUUGUUUUCGCUGUAAAACAAAGAUGGAUCUUUUAUAUUCAUUACUUGUCUCAAAUAAGAGAAAGAAAUCAAACAAAACUAUACUAUUCAUAGAUAUUUACGAUAUGUUCCUUAUGGUAAUUGGGUUCAUGAAUUAUGGUCAACAAACACUACGAGUUGCAAGGUACAUUGGUCAAAGUUUCAUGAUUAUCUUAUCUCACGCAAAUCGUUUACCUGUAACUAUUCAAUAUCCUUAUGAAAAAUUAAUCGCAUCAGAACGUUUCCGCGGUCGAAUCCAUUUUGAAUUUGAUAAAUGCAUUGCUUGUGAAGUAUGUGUUCGUGUAUGUCCUAUAGAUUUACCCGUUGUUGAUUGGAAAAUGGAAACGGAUAUUCGAAAGAAACGAUUGCUAAAUUACAGUAUUGAUUUCGGAAUCUGUAUUUUUUGUGGUAACUGUAUUGAGUAUUGUCCAACAAAUUGUUUAUCAAUGACGGAAGAAUAUGAACUUUCAACUUAUGACCGUCAUGAAUUGAAUUAUAAUCAAAUUGCUUUGGGCCGUUUACCAAUGUCAAUAAUCGAUGAUUAUACAAUUCGAAUAAUUCAAAUAAAAAAAGACAAUUUUUUAUAA